Pochonia chlamydosporia 170 is the source of this 2379-nucleotide messenger RNA. RefSeq names its product ribonuclease H-like protein. The record is from RefSeq and is a predicted model, not a curated record. The transcript has 2 exons. Lineage: Eukaryota; Fungi; Ascomycota; Sordariomycetes; Hypocreales; Clavicipitaceae. Bases 1 to 2379 code for a protein of 792 amino acids. Gene Ontology annotation, molecular function: protein dimerization activity.
AUGGAUACAGAUUCCGAGGACAAUGUCCUGGGCAAGACAGACUCUGAAACAUCGUUAAUGCUGCAUUCGUCUCCUUGCCCGUCAAGGUUCUCUACUCGGUCGUCCUUGUCGGGUUCAACGCUCCAGACCCCGCCAAGAAAGACGCUCAAACUGGAUGAGAAUCCCACCCCCGGCGAAAUAGCUACGUUCCCGUUUGAGCUCUUUAACGACGAGCUUCGAGCGGCCACGCCUCCGAGGACUCAUGGCACCAAGGUUGCCUGGUGGUGGGUGAAGGGGUUUCGCAUGAGGCUCAAGAGCAACAGCAAGAAGCUUCGCUGGGUGUGCCGCCUGUGCGUGAAGAAGAAGUGCCGGACCGUCUCGCACUUCUCGUACGAAUCGAACGGCAGUGCCAAUAUUAUCAAACACCUACGAGACCCAGGGAGACAAGGCACGACACCGCCCAGCCGAACGAAGACAUUAGCAGAUCAUUUUGGGGUAACUGCAGCCCCGGCGGACCAGCGUAUCUUCUCUACUAUCUUUGGGAGGCUUAAACUUGGCGCAUUCGAAGAGCUACUUGUCGACUGGGUAACACACGACAAUCUCCCCUUCCGAAUAAUCGAGAGCGAGCGUCUCCGCCGCCUCAUUGAGUUUGUCAACCUGAUGUACAAGGACAAGAUACCGUCUGCCGCUAUCCUUCGGUCUCGUCUGCGAUCGAUCUAUGAAGGAGCGAAAGGGGCCGUAACAGAACAUUUGAAAACCGCACGCGGCAAGAUUCACAUCACCUUUGACGGCUGGACAUCUCGCAAUCAGCUCUCGUUGCUUGGUGUCAACUGCUUCUUCGUUGACCAACAAUGGCAGCAUCGCAGGCUGCUUCUUGCCCUUCCGCCUGUAUCCGGACGCCAUACUGGCGAUAACUUAGCUAACGAAGUUGCUGACGUUUUGGCAGAAUGGGACCUUGGAAGAGACCAGCUUGGAUACAUGGUCUUGGACAAUGCUAGCAACAAUGACACGGCCGUGACAGCCCUGGGCGCCGAGCUUGGGUUCGAUCCGGACGAGCGCCGCCUCCGCUGCCUGGGUCACGUAACUAAUCUCGCUGUCAAACAACUGAUGUUUGGCGAGGCAGAGGACGCAAUGGAGCAUGCUGGCGACAGCGAACAUGACUCCGAAGACCAUGGCGACUCUCGACCAGUUGAUAAACUUAUACUGUGGCGGAGAAGGGGUCCAGUUGGCCGACUUCAUAAUCUCAACGCUGCUGUUUUGAAUUCGUCUCAGCAUAUAGAGUGCCUAUUAAAGUGGCAAGAAGAGGAGCUCAGCAGUGGCGUACUGGAGCUCGUCGACCCUGAGACUGGGAAGAAGCGCGUGCCAGUCAAACCCGUCGCUGACAACGACACACGCUGGAACUCUCGUCACCGCAUGAUGGCUCGUGCGCUGCUUUUGCGGAAAUACUUCAAUCGGAUUGCCGAAAAGGCGGAAAGGGCGUGGGAGAGGAGCAAGCGGAGAUCACCGAAGCCUACUAUACUUGACGACAAGCUGUCAGAAGAGGACUGGGACGUGAUUGAGGUUUUUAUUCAGGUCUUGCAAUCGUUUGAUGAAAUCUCCGUCCGUCUACAAGGCAAUCCGAAGACAAGCGAGGAUGGUCAUGCUAUCACUGGCUCCUUUUGGGAGUAUUUUCCCUCAUUUGAGUAUCUAUUGACGCAUUUGGAAGAGUUCAAGCAGAGCCAUGACCUCGUUGGUGGUUUGGGAGAGAACAGCGCUAACAUGGUUACAAGCCAUAUCAAUCUAGCGUGGACGAAGCUCAACGAGUAUUACAAUAAGCUCUGGCCCGUUGCCUAUGUUGGCGCUGUAGUACUGCACCCUUGUUAUGGAUGGCCGGCGAUUCGAUACCAUUGGGAGGGACAUAGAGCUGCGACGGGCUGGGAAAAAGACUAUUCGGCGAGGCUCAUGAAGCUGUGGAAAGACGAGUACGCCGAUUAUGAGAUUCCUGCCUCACCAGUGAUCUCGACGGCUUGCGGCCGAAGGGCGCAUUCGGGAUAUGACGCGUUCCUGGCACAGUCGCUGGGCAAAGGCAACAAGGCGGAUAGAGAUGGCAGGGCGGGAAAUGGUUCGGCACCGCUUGACGAGUACGAACGUUACAUACAGACUUUCACCCCCGCCGACGACAAAUAUCAAUUCAGCCCUCUUUCUUGGUGGCGGGAGCACCAAUUGGAAUAUCCGAACCUUUCUCGGAUGGCCACAGAUUUGCUGUCAAUACCUACGAUGUCAGCUGAGACGGAAAGAUCGUUUAGUAGCGCGGGAAAGAUGGUAUCGUCGAUACGAACUCGUCUCGAUCGGUAUACUAUCGGGAUGACUCAGAGUCUGCGGUCAUGGAGCAGGGAGGGUAUUGUCUUACCCUCGUGGUAG